Molecule: messenger RNA, 4272 nt
Organism: Penicillium manginii
Lineage: Eukaryota; Fungi; Ascomycota; Eurotiomycetes; Eurotiales; Aspergillaceae
Product: ATP-dependent bile acid permease
Exons: 2
Coding region: 1-4272 (1423 amino acids)
Biological process (GO): transmembrane transport
Cellular component (GO): membrane
Molecular function (GO): ATP binding; ABC-type transporter activity; ATP hydrolysis activity
Source: RefSeq, a predicted model, not a curated record
AUGACCGGCGCCAACUGCCAAACAUUUCCUCCUCGAAAAUGGUACAGAAGAGUUCCAUUUGUGUCUCAGAAACCCAUAGAGACAAGCCUCAGGAGGCGACACCCGAAAUCACCUUCACCUUCUUCGAAUGAGGCCGAAAAUGGAAAAGCCACCGGCGACCAGGAAUACGAAACCGAAACCCCCGAAGCGCGAGCGAACUGGAUAUCGAUUAUCACAUUCAACUGGCUAGGAACACUCUUGCGAAUAGGGUACAGUCGGCCUCUCCAGGCUGACGACCUCUAUGACCUUCCAUCCAGCAGGCUGGUCGGUCAUCAUGCCGAGCGACUGGAGCAAAGAUGGACCACGAGACACAAGGCAAAUGAAGAGCUGCCGGAACGAUCAAAGCGAGUUUUCUCCUUGGGGAUUUUUGGAAAAGGACGCCAGACCGACACUACCGUUCUCACAUUUGCCCUCAAUGAUAUAUGUUUUCGGUGGUUCUGGCUUGGAGGCCUGUUCAAGAUGUUGGGGGACGUGACGCAGAUCGUAUCGCCGUUGCUUAUUCGAUUCCUUAUCAACACCUUAAACGACCCAUCUGAACAGGCAUAUCGAACAGGUUUUGGCUAUGCGGUCGGGCUGUUUGCUUUGCUGGCGUUUUCCGUCACGGCGAACGUCCACGGGUUCUAUCGAUCUGCCUCGACCGGAAUUCUCCUUCGAUCCGCUAUGAUGCACGCAAUCUACCGCAGGGCCACAUCUCGACUCACAGAGCGCGCAAAGUUGAAGGGUGAUCUCGGGAUGGGAAAAUUGAUGAGUUUGAUGAGUGCCGACUUGUCACGCAUCGAAUUUUGCUGCAACUACUUUCACUCGGCGUGGACCAGCAUUCUCCAGAUCAUCAUUUGCCUCGCCCUAACUAUCUGGACUUUGGGUUAUAGCGCACUCCCUGGCUUCGGUCUGUUGGCGCUUUUGUAUCCCGUGCAAUCCUACAUGAUGAAAAAUCUCUUACUCUUGCGCCGUAAUAGCAUGAAAUAUACCGAUGCCCGAGUGAAAGCUGUGGUCGAAGCUGUGUCAACAAUCCGCCUGGUCAAAACAAAUGCAUAUGAAAAGAGUUUGCUCUCCAAGAUUAGAGAGCUUCGAUCUGACGAGGUAGUCUACAUCCGAAAGAGAAUGUUACUACGAGCCCUCAACAUUGCCGUCUCAUUCACUGCACCUACUCUCGCCUCUGUGGUCAGCAUUCUCUGCUACAGCGCUAGCACAGACAGUGGGAUGCAAGCUGGGGUGGUCUUCUCAGGCCUCUCUUUCUUCUUGCUGAUGAGGUCUCCAAUGGGUGCCUUGCCCAUUGCUAUUUCUGCAAUUGCCGACGCGCAGGCAGCACUAGAACGACUUUCUGCAUUCAUGGCUAUUUCCGAGGAGGCUGUCCCGCUCGAUGCUGAAUUGCGGGAUGAGCUCGCCCGCAAAGGACAACAAAUGAGCAGCGACGUUUUAAUCAGAGUAGAAGAUGCCAGAUUCUCCUACCACGACGAUGAGCGACUCCUGGCAGAUGAUACGGAAGAAGACGAGAAGCCCAACCCUACAUCCACAUCGCAGAGACUUUACAUUGACUCGCUUGAGGUCAAAAGUAACCAACUGGUUUGCAUCGUUGGUCCAGUUGGAUCUGGCAAGUCCUCAGUUUUGGGAGCUUUGCUUGGUGAUAUGCAUCUCGACGAGGCACGCGCAUGUUCGCUCAAUCUUGAAAGCUCCGUCUCAUCCAAUUUGGCCUUGGCUCCACAAGAGGCUUGGCUUCUGAGUGAGACUAUACAGCAGAACAUUGUCUUCGGGCGCACAUUCGAUGAAAAGUGGUAUAAUGAGGUUAUUCAGAGGUGCUGUCUUGCCCCCGAUCUCGAGAUGCUCUCUGAUGGUGAUAAGACUGUGGUCGGUGAGAAGGGUGUUUCUCUCUCUGGAGGCCAGAAGCAACGUAUUAGUCUCGCCAGAGCAGUCUAUGGACGGAGCCAGCUUCUUUUGUUGGAUGAUUGCUUCUCAGCACUUGAUGCGCAUGUCGGUGCGCGUGUUUUUGAGAAUGUUGUCGAUCGGUCGCGUCGCAACAAUGAAGGCGCUAUCGUUUUGGUGACCCACUCCAUGGCCAUUGCUCGCCAAGCAGACCUUAUCGUCUACAUGGAAAAGGGUCUUAUUGUCGAGCAAGGCUCGCUUGAAUACCUGGAGAGUAAGCAAGGUGCCUUUUACGAUUAUCUUCGGUCAUCAAUGGCAACAUCACCCGACUCCGUCUCGUCUGUGGUCACUUUGCAAGUUGAUAAUUCGGAAGAAGAGGGCGCAGCAGAAAUAAAUAUGCAACAGACUUCCACUGAUUCCCAGCCAUCCAACGACAAUCAAGACAAAGAGAAAGAGACUGGCCAGUCCGAAUCCAAGAGCCCUACGACCCAGCAGACAAGAGGCCAAGAAAUCAUGCAAACCGAAGAGCGACUCAUUGGAACUGUUAGCGGGAAGACUUACCUGCACUACAUCAAAUUUGGCAAUGCAUGGAUCAUUGUUCCUCUUUUCUUCUUAUCCAUCGCGGUGUUUCAAGGAUCCAGUGUUGUCUCGCCCCUGUGGCUGAAUUGGUGGCAGAAGAAUAGACAUCCGGAAAUAUCAGAGAGCGGCUACAUGGGUGGCUUCGCUGCCUGGGGUUUGGGUCAAUCUAUCGGAUUGUUCUUCAUGAGCACUGUUUUCGCCUUUUUCUGUUUCUGGUGCUCCAAUCAAUUGCAUGCUGCAGCUCUUUCGGGUGUACUAUUCGCGCCCGUGGCUUUCUUCGACACAACCCCUCAAGGCCGCAUCACACAUCGUUUUGGUAAGGAUGUUGAUGCCGUGGAUAAUGUGGUCGGAGAGCAACUUCGAGUUUUCAUGUCCACUCUGGUUCAAGUGAUCGGAACGAUCAUUGUCGUUAGCAUCAUUUUGCCUGUUUUCUUGGCUGUUUCAGCUGGCGUCCUGCUCAUAUAUAUCUGGACCGGCAUAUAUUAUCGCCCAGCUGCGCGUGAAUUGCGACGCCUCAAUAACCUUCUACGAAGCCGGAUCUAUGAGCACUUCGGCGAAUCACUGUCCGGUUUACCAACACUCAAAGCAUUCGGGGUUGUGGACCGGUUCUUGGAUGAUAAUGCCACGAGGAUUGAUGUUGAAAACAGAGCCGCUUGGCUUGCCGUUGCAGCUGUGCGCUGGCUUAACCUCCGUUUGGAUCUCUGUGGCGCAGUGCUCGUUCUCGGCGCUGGUUUGCUAGUUGUCGGCCUUCGUGGCACCAUCGAUCCCUCGUCAGGGGGUGUUGUUCUCUCCUACAUGGUCACGGCCCAAGCUGCCUUUGGAAAUAUGAUCCGCUUCAGCGCUGAGAUUGAGAACAACAUGAACUCUGUAGAAAGAAUGCUUCACUACGCCUAUAAUCUCCAGCAGGAGCCCGAUCAUGAUGUCAAAGCCGUGGACAAGAGCUUGAGGGACCAGAAAUGGCCCAGCAAGGGCCAUGUCCAAUUCGAGUCUUUGACCCUGAGCCACCGCCCUGGUCUAGAUCCGGCUCUCACCGAUGUGACACUCGACAUUCGCCCAGGAGAGAAAAUUGGCAUUGUCGGCCGAACUGGCGCCGGAAAGACGACUUUGAUUACUGCCCUUCUUCGACUAAUAGAGCCCACAAAUGGACGCAUUCUCAUCGAUGGCGUUGAUAUCCAUGGGGUAGGUCUGCAUCUAUUGCGCUCAAGUUUGUCCGUCAUUAGCCAAGAUGCUGUCCUCCUGGCUGGAACGAUCAGAUACAACCUUGAUCCAUUCCAGCAACACAAUGAUGAAUGGCUGAGACAGUGUCUCCGAAUGGUUGGCCUUGCUGGCGUGAUGAAUGAAAAAGAGAUAAAUCUUUCCACCACCGAGGAGACUAGCGAAUCGAGCAACACCGAGAAGGGCAGUGAUGAUGUUGGGUCUUUCCUCGAUCUCGAGUCAGAAGUCAAAGAGAACGGUGCCAACAUUUCUCAUGGCCAGCGUUCCUUAAUCUCCAUCGCUCGUGCUCUGGUCCGGCGGUCAAAAGUUGUGAUUCUUGACGAAGCCACGGCAUCUAUUGACGGCCGUACCGAUAAACAUCUUCAGAAGAUGUUGACCGAAAUAAUGGGUGACGCGACCGUUCUCACUGUAGCGCAUCGACUCAAUACCAUAGUUGAUUCGUGUGAUCGAGUUCUGGUUAUGGAGAGAGGUCGGGUCGCAGAAUUCGACGACAUACCCAGCCUGUACGCCAAAUCCGACAGCCUGUUCAGGGCUUUGUGCGACGCUGCCCAAGUCAAGGUCGCCGAUGCAAACAAUUGA